AUGGCGCUCCUUUCAGCAGAGCAUCUGGCCGGUCCAGGCUACAUCAUCCUCAACAUCCUGCGGGUGAUCAACAUCAUUACUCUCUCGUCUGUGGUCGCAAGCAGCGUCGUCAUGCUUGUGAAGACCUUCAUCGUCUCCAAGUUUUUCUUCUUUGACGCUACAAGUCACGUCGUGACCGCGUUAGCCGGCAUGUUUCUUGUCGUUUCCGAGUGCUCGCUUUUCCGAGGCUACUUUGCUCGUAGCUGGCCGCUGCUCAGCCCUAGCCACGGCUUCGUUGCUCUGGGGUGUUCCAUGGCAGUGCUUGGGCUCAACAUGCUCGGCAACAUGAACAAGGAGGCCACGAGCCAGAAGUCACUGGGUCUGCCGUUCUGGCGUCUCCUUCUUGCUUCUGGUAUCCUUGCCAUCGUCAUUGGCUUCUUCAACGUCGUGGCGAGCUUCGUUUUCCGCGACAAGGCCCGCCACAUCACUGCCCGUCGCGUUCGGUCUAAAGGCGCAAUCACCCUCACGGAAGAGCCUCCAAUGGAUUGGGAGACUGACUCUAAGCUCAAGGCUUUCACCAUCAGCACGCACCACACGGGUACCACCAACCGCACUUGCUCUCCCAUGAUGCGCACCGGCACUCCCCCGCGCAUUGGCACACCACCCGUGGACAUGGGCUCUCCCCAGCCUAACGUUGCCUCGCCCCAGAAUGACCAUCGUUUCUCGCAGUUCGACUUCAACCCGAUCCGCGCGUUCCGCAACGCUCGCCAGUCUAUUCUGCCUUCUUAUCACAGCACGUCUCCUGCAAAGCCCACCUUACAAGGCCACCACCGCCGCUCGUCCAGCCUGUACUCGCGAUCCACGAGCGGUCAGACAAAGCGGAGUUUUUGGCUCAAGCGUAGGGACAGCGAUGUCCCAGACGUCCCACACGUGCCCGAGAUCUCCGCCCCACUCAACGUGAACCCACAAUUCGCACACCUCGUCAAGCCGAAUCUUGCGCAUCAUCCUAGCGUGCGACGCCCGGAGGCUGACUUCGACAAGAUCUAA
Molecule: messenger RNA, 1026 nt
Organism: Didymosphaeria variabile
Lineage: Eukaryota; Fungi; Ascomycota; Dothideomycetes; Pleosporales; Didymosphaeriaceae
Exons: 3
Coding region: 1-1026 (341 amino acids)
Source: RefSeq, a predicted model, not a curated record